Messenger RNA from Meloidogyne enterolobii, 823 nucleotides. The record is from the annotation of a GenBank genome assembly. Lineage: Eukaryota; Metazoa; Nematoda; Chromadorea; Rhabditida; Meloidogynidae.
AAUUUGGUGUUUAUUUAUUUCAAAUGUAUUUUCCUGCCCAAACAGCUGUAGCUAUGAGUUGGAUUCCAUUUUUUCUUGAUUAUCGUAGUUUGCCUGCAAGAAUAACUUUAUCAGUUUCUGCAUUAAUGAGUAUUACAUUUCAAUAUGGAAAUAUACUUAAAUCUCUUCCAAGAGUUAGUUAUGUAAUGUCAGUAGAUGUUUGGAUAUUUGGAAGUAUUGCAUUUAUUGCCUCUUCUUUAAUAGAACUUGCGAUUGUUGGACAUUUACAUAGAAAAUAUAGAUCACGUAAUUUUAGAAGAAAAUCAACAUUAUUGUUUCCAACAGAAAGAAAAUAUAUGUUACAUAGUAUAUCCCAAAGUGAUGCAGCAAUAAAUAUUUCUAUGGAGAAUUCUUUUAUACCAACAGAUAUUGAAGAUAAUUUAUUUGUAAAUAGCAAUAUUUCUUCAAAAAAUAAUCGGCAAAAGAUCAAUGGUUAUGGAACUUUUUUGUUAAAAAGGAAUAAUUCGAAAAGAUCAUCGAUGAGAAGAAAUUAUAAAUUAAAUAAUCAAAAUAAUAAAAGAAUUUUUAAAGAAAAUGAAGAAAAAAUUAAAAUAGAAUAUAGACAAAUAAAAUUACUAAAAUAUUUUAAAAUGAAGGCUAAUAAAUUAAUUAAUAAUGUUAAGAGAAAUUGUUCAGAUCCAGUUUAUUGGGACGAGAGAGCACGAAUUUAUUUUCCUUUAUCCUAUUUUUUUUUUAAUGUUGCUUAUUGGACAUAUUAUGUUGGCUAUCAUAAAAUAUUACGUCAAAAAUUUUUUAAUUCAAAUAUGCUUUCUGAUGCUUAAGA